Molecule: messenger RNA, 8004 nt
Organism: Argiope bruennichi
Lineage: Eukaryota; Metazoa; Arthropoda; Arachnida; Araneae; Araneidae
Product: tetratricopeptide repeat protein 28-like
Exons: 23
Coding region: 79-7776 (2565 amino acids)
Molecular function (GO): protein binding
Source: RefSeq, a predicted model, not a curated record
UUCUAUUAUUUAGCAUUUUGGCAAUUUUUAAAAGUGAAGCAAUGAAACGUAAUAUUGCUGCCUACAACAAAUCGACGAAUGGAACUAUCAAAUCAGAGAGAUCCCGAAGAAGUUGAGGUAAACUUUGAGUCAGAACCUUCAAAUAAAUCACUAUUCUUAGAGAAAGUUCGCCAAUCUAAUGCUGCCUGCCAAAGUGGAGAUUUUAAUACUGCCAUUAGGCUGUAUACUGAUGCAAUUGUUCUUGAUCCUGGCAACCAUGUGCUGUAUAGCAAUCGCUCUGCAGCAUACAUCAAAGUUGGGAAGUAUGGUCGUGCUUUACAAGAUGCCAUUAAAGCUCGGGAAUUACAUUCCAAAUGGCCGAAGGCCUAUUAUCGACAAGGUGUGGCAUUGCAAUGCUUGGGGCGCCAUGCAGAUUCCUUGGCAGCUUUUGCCUCCGGGUUAGCUCAGGAUUCCAAAAACGUUCAUCUUUUAGCUGGUCUUGUUGAAGCAGCUAUGAAAUCUCCUCUUAGAGCUACUUUAGAACCAACAUACAGGCAACUCCAAGCAAUGCGUUUGGAUAAAUCACCAUUUGUUAUUACUUCUGUUGUGGGUCAAGAGCUUCUAGCUACAGGACAUCAUGCUGCUGCCGUAGUGGUUUUAGAGUCUGCACUUCGUAUUGGAACAUGUAGUCUAAAAUUAAGGGGUUCAGUGUUCUCUGCUUUGAGUAGUGCAUAUUGGGCUCUUAACACUUUAGAUCGUGCCAUUGCAUACAUGCAACAAGAUCUAGCUGUAGCCAAGUCAUUAGGAGAUCAAGCUGGUGAAUGUCGUGCACAUGGAAAUUUGGGAUCAGCGUACUUUUCAAAAGGCAACUAUAAAGAAGCUUUAACUAGCCAUAGAUAUCAAUUAGUGCUUGCAAUGAAGUGCAAAGAUACAUAUGCAGCUGCAUCUGCUCUUACUAGUCUUGGGCAUGUUUAUACAGCAAUUGGCGACUAUCCAAAUGCUUUGGCUAGCCAUAAGCAAUGUGUUCAAUUAGUUAGACAGAUUGGUGAUGGACUGCAAGAAGCUCGUGAAAUUGGCAAUGUUGGAGCAGUCUAUUUAGCAAUGGGAGAUUUUGAUCAGGCUGUUGAGUGCCAUUUAGAACAUCUUCGAUUAGCCAAACAGUUAGGAAAUAAAGUGGAAGAAGCAAGAGCAUAUAGCAAUCUUGGAUCUUCACAUCAUUACAGAAGGAACUUUGAACAAGCUAUAACUUUUCAUAACCAUGUACUAAGACUUGCUCAAGAAUUAGGAGAUAAAACUAUUGAAGCUAGAGCAUAUGCAGGUUUAGGCCAUGCUGCCAGAUGUAUAGGUGAUUAUCCACAAGCUAAAAAAUGGCAUGAAAAGCAACUUGAUAUGGCUUUAAGUACUAAGGAUAAAGUGUCAGAAGGACGAGCCUGCUCAAACUUGGGUAUUGUAUAUCAGCUUCUUGGUGAUUUUGAUGCUGCUCACAAAUUGCAUCAGGCUCAUCUAAAUAUUGCUCGUGCCUUAGGUGAUAAAGCAGGCAUGGGACGUGCCUAUGGUAAUAUUGGCAAUGCUUACAGUGCUAUGGGACGUUAUGAGCAAGCCAUAAAAUUUCAUAAGCAGGAACUUACAAUUUCUAAGGAAGUGAAUGAUAGAAGUGCUGAAGCUUCAACUCAUGGCAACUUAGCUGUAGCCUAUCAAGCAUUAGGAAUGCAUGAAAUGGCUCUUUUACAUUAUCACAGUCAUUUAAAUAUUGCACAAGAAUUAAAAGACACUGCUGGUGAAGCUUGUGCAUUGUGCAAUUUAGGUAACUGUCACAGUUCCAGAGGGGAAUUUUCUCAAGCAGUGCCAUAUUAUGAAAGCUUUUUACGUCUUUGUCAGGAAAUAAGUGAUGUUGAAGGUGAAGCCAAAGCGUGCCAUUUUUUAGGAUAUGCUCACUAUUGUCUAGGAAACUACAAAGAUGCUAUACAUUAUUAUGAACAAGACCUUGAAUUGGCCAAAGGCUUACAAGACCGCUUAAGUAUGGGUAGAGCUUAUUGCAAUCUAGGUUUGUCACAUUUAGCAUUGGGUGAUUUCCAAGCUGCACUAGAAUGUCAAAGAUAUUUUCUUGCUGUUGCUCAAAUGAUGAAGCAUUUACAGGGGAAAUUUCGUGCUCUUGGAAAUUUAGGAGAUGUUUUAAUGAAAAUGAAAGAUCCUAACCAAGCUGUGAAAGUAUAUCAAAAACAGUUGAUUCUAGCUAAGCAAAGUGGAGACAGAUCUUUAGAAGCUGUUGCAUAUGGAGCUCUUGGCCUUUGUCAUAGACAAAUGCAGUGUUUUGAUAAAGCUUUGGGAUAUCAUACUCAAGAAUUAACUUUAAGGCAAGAAUUAUGUGAUGUAAGAGGAGAAUGUAAAGCUCAUGGACAUCUAGGAGCUGUACAUAUUUCCUUGGGAAAUUAUACUAAUGCAAUGAAAUGUUACGAGGAACAAUUAGAACGUGCAAAAGAACUUCGCGAUUGUGCUUUAGAAACACAAGCUCUUGGUAAUUUAGGUAUAUCCAGAUUGAAUAUGGGUCAUUUUGAAGAUGCAAUAGGUUAUUUUGAACAGCAGCUUGCUCUUUUAGAACAGUUGGGAAACAACAAUGCUUUGAUUGAUAAAGGAAGAGCUUAUGGAAAUCUGGGUGAUUGUUAUGAUGCUCUUGGAGACUUUGAAGAAGCAGUUAAAUGUCAUGAGCAGUAUUUGGCAAUUGCUUUGAAAGGGCAAUCUUUAAGAGAUCAAGAGCGAGCUUACCGAGGUUUAGGAAAUUCUCAUCGUUGCAUAGGGAAUUUGCAGCAAGCUUUGGUAUGUUUUGAGAAGCGCCUGGUAGUUUCCCAUGAACUUGGAAAUAUCAGUGCUAAAGCUGCUGCUUAUGGUGAAUUGGGAGGCAUUCAUAGCAGCUUAGGCAACUUUGAACAAGCAAUAGCUUGCCUGGAACAUCAGUUAAACUUAGCUAGAGAAAUGAAUGAUAGAGCAGCUGAAGCUGAUGCUGCUUGUGGACUUGGUACAGUUUAUCAACAAAUGGGUGAUCAACAAAGAGCAUUAAAAUAUCAUCAAAUGGACUUGGACAUUGCUGAAGAAACAAAUAAUAUGGCUGCUCAAGGGCGAGCUUAUGGCAAUCUUGGAGUAGCCCAUGAGUCUUUAGGAAGCUUUGAACAAGCUAUUUUAUAUCAAGAACAACACUUAAGUAUAGCUGCACAAAUUAAUGACAAAGUUGCAAAAACUUUUGCUUAUAGUAGUCUUGGCCGAGUUCAUCAUGCCCUAGGCAAUACUCCUCAAGCUGUAGCUUACUUACAACAAGGAUUACUUAUUGCUGAACAAUUGGGAAGGCGGGAAGAUGAAGCUAGAAUAAGACACAGACUGGGACUUGCAUUGUGGGGUAAUGAUGAUUUAGAAGGUGCUCAGCAGCAAUUGUAUAGAGCAACAGACUUGUUCGAAACCAUCAGGAGAGAGGCCAGAGGAACAAGUGAUUAUAAGUUAUCACUCUUUGACCUGCAAACUGCAUCUUAUCAAGCUUUACAGAGAGUACUAGUAGGCUUGGGCAGAUAUCAGGAAGCUUUAGUUGUUGCAGAAAGAGGACGCACAAGAGCCUUUGUUGAUUUAUUGCUUGAACGACAAACUAGCAGUUCUCACAGUAUCUUAAAUUUCAAUCCAGCUAAUGUAGAUCAAAUCUAUGAUAUUGUUAGUAGGCAAAAGGCUACAGUAUUAUAUUAUAGUAUUGCUGCUGGAUAUUUGUACACUUGGCUGAUUGUACCAAAUAAAGGAAUAGUAAAAUUUCAUGAAAGUAAUAUUUCUGAUAUGGAUAAUGAUAGUAAUGGAGAUGCCAAUGCAGCAGUACCAUCAGCUAGUUCUCUUUUAGAACAGUACAUUAUGCAUGUAAGGGAAGCUCUAGGUGUUGAUAUACCCACAUCUCAGAAUGGUACUCUUAGUGAAACUGAAAGUGAGGCUGGAGAUUUGUGGAAUCAACAACUUGAAGAAUUGGGAGAUCGGCUUAAUCAGGAAAAUGACAGAACUGGUUUCUUGAGAAUGGUAAAUAGAAAUCAUCUUUUCAACAGCAGCAACUACAGUUUAAGUAGUCUUUUCAGUGUAGGAAGUUUAGGUGGAAGCAUUGCUAGUGGGUUAACUAGUCGACCUGGUAGCAUAAGAUCUCGUCGCUCUCAAUGGCAAGGACCAGCACCUCUACAUGCAUUAUACGACCUGUUGAUUGCUCCUAUUGAAGAAUACUUACCUAGAGAUCCUGAUUUACAAGAACUGUUACUUGUUCUUGAUGGAGAUCUUUAUUUAGUUCCUUUUGCAAUACUGAAAAAUAGUAGCUGUGAUGAAUAUUUGUGUGAACGAUUUAGUCUAACUGUUUUACCUUCCAUAAGUGCCUUAAAAGCAAGCCAGAGGUCUAAAAUUAUAAGACAAAAUAAUAGCAAGGAUAUAGCUUCUGCUUUGGUUGUUGGCAAUCCCAAAAUUCCUGCUAUUGUCUCUGAACAGUGGGGCUGGAAUGAUAUUCCACAUGCAGAACAGGAAGCUACAUUAGUAGGUGAAAUCCUCUCAACAAAAGCCAUAUGUGGAAGUGCUGCUACUAAAGAAAAUAUUCUUAGCCAACUUUCACAGGCAGAAUGUAUACAUUUUGCCACACAUAUAUCUUGGAAAUUGUCUGCUGUUGUUUUAUCUCCUGGAGAAUUCAUGGAAUCCUCCCGCCAUUAUGCACAUAGUUCACAAUCAGAAACGGGUCAUGAGAACAAUGAUUACUCUGAAGAACCAACAUCAGAACUAUCUUCAACAGAUUUGCCACCAUUGUCAGAGUUCCUUCUUACUGCUGCUGAUAUUUUAAAUCUUCGAUUGUCUGCUCGUUUAGUUGUUAUCAGUUCUUGCCAUACUAGAAAUCAUCAUGGUCGAGCUCAUUCUGAUGGAGUUGUAGGACUUACUCGUGCACUUUUAGCAGCAGGUGCACAGUGUGUUUUGGUUUCACUUUGGCCUGUCCCAGAUGCAGCUGUAAAAAUAUUGUUGCGAACAUUUUACUCAGCACUUUUACAGGGGAGUAAAGUAAGUUUAGCUUUGGCUGAAGCUAUGAGAACUAUUCAAACAACAAAACAUUUUGCCCAUCCUGCUAACUGGGCAAGCUUUGUUUUGGUAGGGAGUGAUGUUCAUUUGAGUAAUCAAGUUGCAUUGAUGGGACAAGCUUUGUCAGAUCUCUUAAAGACUCCUGAUAAGUGCACUGCUGCCUUGCGUGUGGUUUUGCAUUUGGUUGAAAAGUCAUUGCAAAGAAUACAUCGUGGACAUAAAAAUGCUAUGUAUACAACACAGAAGAGUAUUGAAAAUAAAGUUGGCCCUGUUAAUGGUUGGAAAGAAUUGUUAAUAUCUGUUGGCUUUCGUUUUGAGCCUGCCUCAAAUGGACUGCCAGCAUCUGUGUUUUUCCCACAGUCAGAUCCAGGAGAAAGAUUGACACAGUGUAGUGCUAGCUUGCAAGCUCUCUUAGGUUUGUCUCCUGUUUCAUUAAGUGCAAUCACAAAACUACUGUGUAGUCCAGAAUAUGCAGAUGAUAUUAUACAAUUGAUUCGUCAGGUGAUGUCUCAGUUUCUUCACAAAGAUCAGGAUGCAGAUAAUAUUGAAUGUUCUGUUAGUGUUAGGCUCUGGAGCAUUCCUGGAUGUCAUGAGCUUCUUGCUUCAUUAGGUUUUGAUUUAAUGGAAGUUGGGCGUGAUGAAGUUAUGUUAAGAAUGGGAAAGCAAGCAAAUAGAAGAACAAUUCAGUUUGCUUUACAAGCACUUCUUGCUGUUUUUGAUACCCAAGAAGCUCCAAAGAGCCUUACUCUGGAAAAUUCUAGUUCAUUAGAAAGUCUUGACAGUGAACAAAGUGAUACUAGAACUGUUUCGCCACCUCCAGCUGCUACUCCAACAUUGUCUUAUCCAACUUGGCGGCCAGUGAUUGGAAAUCAGAUUUUGGGUAGGAGCAGCACUGGUGCUUUUAGCACAUACGCACGAACUCGAGGUGAACCCGAUGGGCGAACAGCUACCAUGGGAAGUGAUCAAAAGGGUAGAGAAAGUGACACCUUUACACCAAGUCCAGUGGAUACUAUGAAGCCAAUAAUUGCUAAUAAAAUUCAAAAACAAUCUCCUCAACCAAGUCCACAUCUAGCUAUUAAUUUAUCCCACCAAAGCAAAAUUAGAUGUAUGUAUAAUGAUAGUCCACCAAGUGACAAUAAUGGUGCUCGCCCUGAUAGUUCCUCUUCUGCUAGUUCUGCAACUGAUUGGGAUUCUGGACAAUCAACUGUGAGAAGACAAACCAUAUCUAGAGACAUGGAGCCAUUAAAUGAUCAGUUGAAUGUUUCAAAUACUUUACAUCCUUAUACUGGCUUGAAAAAGAAUGCUUAUGGACUACCUCUUCAUGAAAAUCACACUAAGCAAUCAUCUACUGGCUCUUUGGUGGACAAUAAUGAUUUAUCUCAAAAUAAUUCAGAAUUCGAUUUUUGUGGAAGUAAUUCUGAUUUAGGAAACCUUUCUUCUCAAAUAUCAAAUUUUAAUUUAUCAUCAUCUAAUGUUAAGGGUGAUAUGAAAAAGAAAUCCUGUUUAUUUUCAACUGUUGUAAAUAAGACAAUGGGUAAGGAAUUCAGUAGAAAAGGUAUAUCUAAAUUGGAUCAAGAUAGGAGCUAUUAUAAAAGAUCGGCCACUCUGGGUCAUACAGUAGAAACAAAAGCUCAGGUACACCAAGUUGAAACUAUUAGCAAACAUUAUCCUUCAAGUGAAACUGGUAUAUAUGCUCCUUGUCUGGAAGGCAAAACCCAAGAAAAUAUUGACAUUCAUGAAAUUCGAGUGCCAUCAACCAUUGGUUGCAAUCCUCGUGAAAAAUCAUUGUAUGUGCCACAAGCUUUUCAUAACAGUUUAAUGGGGAAAAAGGACCACAUUGGAAAGCACAUGCUUAAUACACAGCUCAGGCAUUUAAGUCAAGAAUUACCAGAUGUUUAUCAUGAUAGAAAUGUAGGUUUAGGUUUAGCUCCAUCUUUGUCUACAAUUUUAGCUGCAGAUAAUAUUAGUGGUCUUACAGAAGAUCAACAUUCUCCUGAAAAUAACCUUCAUUCAAGACCCUCUAACAUCAACAACAAUCAAAAGCAUCUCCCAUCACGCCCAAAGCCUCCAUUACCACCUAAGCGUAUUCCAAUACCAUAUAAUCAUUCUCAUAGUGAUCAUAGGACUUCCACUGAUGAUUCCCAGGGGGAAACAAUGAACUGUGCUUCUGUUGAAAAUCCCAUCAGCUCAGUGAACUGUGAUAUUAGAGAUCAAGGUGAUGGGGGCUCAUUUACAGAUUUAAGUUGCCCCAGUCAAAAUCAAGACUUAUUUCCUCCAUCCUUAAAGGUAUUCUCUUCUUUCUUGAACAAUAUUGAUAAUCAAAGUUCAAAUGGCCAUAGCAAAGAAACUGGGAAGAAAUUGAAAUCAGAUUUAGUCACAGACAGUUUAGGUAUACCUUUUAAAUCUAAUGUGAUAAAUUCUCAUGAUUGUUCAUCUAUGGAAUCUCUCCGUAAAUCUGAUGGUAGUAAAGCUUUUUCAUAUUAUAAUAAUGAUUUUGAAAACAGAGAUUCUGGUCCUGAAAUUUUAUCUGCAGAUCCUGUUGGUAAGCAAAAAGAUGGGUGGACACUGGAUACCAAUCGAAAUCUUUGUACAAGUUCCACAACAUCUGAUACUGAAGGCAGUGAUAUGGAUAAUUCCCCUAAAAAUAUAUCCACUGUCAAAAGGAACCCAAAGCAUAUAUUGUCGUCUCGUAGUAAAGUUCCUGAAAAUUCUUCCUGCAAACCUUCAACUUGUUAACAUUGCAUCACAUCCUGUGAUUUUAUUGUUUUUUGUUAAAUAAGUGUAUACAAUUAUAAAUAUGUGUACAUUAUGUGAAUUUUUAAUCAAGCUCUUUUACAAGCAUUUUUUUUACAUGUAUUAAUUUUUUUAAAGCUUAUACUGUACUAUACACAAAGCAUUUUUGUAUUUUUAUAACUAUUUACUCUCAUUGUGACUGAAGACAGUAGCGAUUCCAUCCAUUUAAUA